Molecule: messenger RNA, 1413 nt
Organism: Theileria parva strain Muguga
Lineage: Eukaryota; Apicomplexa; Aconoidasida; Piroplasmida; Theileriidae
Exons: 1
Coding region: 383-1402 (339 amino acids)
Source: RefSeq, a predicted model, not a curated record
CAUAGAUCCUAGUUAUUUUAAAAUUGUUAAAAUAAAUGAGAUUCUUGGAAUACAUCCAGAAAUUUUCAGGUUUGAAUUAAAACCUGGUCUCUCAAAAGUUGUAACACAAAUAAAUUUUGAUCGAUUUAAUAUUUGGGAAAGAAACCCAGAUAAAAACGAUUUAGAAUUUCAUUAUUUUGAACUAUACAACGCCGGGGAUCAUGGGAUUUUAUUUGAUAUACACACAUCAGGUACUGGAGGAGGAGAGACAUUUCAAAUUUUAACAGAAAGAGGCCUUCCAUACUUCACCGGUUUGAUUGGAUUCUAUGGCAAAUUACUUAGACUGUUUGGCGAUGAUAAUAAUUAUGUGGAUGUUAAAUUGGAUGUUAAGGACAGUUUUGAUAUGUUAUACCAUGAUUACAAAAUUAAAAGGCAUGGUUUAGGAAGUUAUGAAGUUUUCAAAUCAUUUUCCGAUGAAGAAUUUUUCCAAAUUUCAGAGGGAAAUGUUAUCAUCUGGGAUUCAAAAUCACCUUAUGACCCACAUCCAAAUGUAUCAACUCAUAAUGAUGGUUCUCCACUAUUAUCCUCCGGAAAGCAGUUAUCCUGUCAAACUGUUGAACUCUUUAGAAGACUUAACUUCAUUUAUUUAGUUGUAUUGACUUUAGAAAAUGAUGAAAUUGUGUACUUUAAGAUAGUAGAUAACUCUGUUCUUGAAUAUGGUCGAACCCCAAAAUUCCAAAGGGUUUAUGAAGAAGAGUUUACUAAAGCCAGGACGGAAUAUGAAUUUGACGAAUUGUUGAAAAAAAGGUUUGAAAAAAUUCCAGACCCACCCAUUCCUAAAGAGCAAAACUCUCUUGGUGAAUUUGAUGUUAGUAGGAAAAGAGAUUAUUUCAAUUAUGUAUUAGAUAGCUUUUUUGGAAUCAGACAAGUUACCCUUCAUAUGAUAAGCUAUAGAUAUGUUGGAAUUAUGAAAUAUGAAGACCAACGAAUCGUUGAAUUCAAAUCUGGAGAUGUUUAUCGAAUUAAUAUAAUCAAAUCCAAUGUGGAAACAAAGUAUAUAGAGAUAAUUGUAACUAGGAAUGGAAAUUUAAACAUAACAUACUUUGCAAAAAAACGAAAUGAAACAACAUGGAAAAAAAUUACAAAUUAUGAUUUUGACGAUGCGUUGAGAAGUGAAAUUAAUUACAAAGACAAAUGUACUGAAUGUAAUGAAGUAGAAACAAUAGUAGAUGAUCUACCAUCAGAAAUCAAGAUCCAAAUUAAUCCGGAAUUUAAAACCCAACCAAUUGAAGAUAAUCCUAGAAAACUUCCUAGUGCAUCAACUAACGUGAAUAUAAAAGGUGGCGGAUUACGAGUCAACUCUAGUUUCAAAAUUAAUAAAAGUUCCUUAGUGUUAUUAGCAAUUUUGUUAAGUCUAAUUUAAUUUCUACUUUA